UGAGGCACCGCCCGGGGCCGAGGGCUCCGCGCUUCCCCCACCCCGAGCGAGCCGGGAGGGCUCCGCGCCCGCAGCAGCCGGGCAUGGUGGGCAGGGUCGCCGUGGCCGCGGCGGCCGCCUCCCCCGUCCUCCCCGGGAAUGACGGCGACGUUCAGCCAUGCAAGAAGCGGCGAGAGGAAGAUGCUUCUGCAGAAACAAUCACAAGGUAUUUUUCACCACUAACAAAACCAGUGGACAAAGCAUUGUCAUCACCAAAAUCCAACAAUAUCUUGGAUUAUUUUAAAAAGACACCUGCAACUGAGAAUGCUGCAUUCCCAGUAGGAGCUGGAGAAAAUAAAACACUGUUGGACACUGAUGAAAAAGAGUGUAAAUCAUCCUUCAAGCCAUCUUUAAAGCGGAAGAGAAAAGGGAAGAAAGGUAAUUUAAGUAAUAUGCCAAAAGAAAUGAAAGAAUCUGAGAAUGACCUUGAAAUAGAAAUUAGUAGUGAUGACAGCAGAGUAACUACAGGACUGCAACAAGGCAGUCAUGACUUUAUUGCUUCUUGUACUCUAGUGGACAAAAAAUGUGCAGGAGAAUUAGCAGAAGAUAACGAUCAAAGAGAGAACUUCCCAAACGUUAUCCCCUCCAGAAAAAAAGCAAUAAACUUGGGUUGUGAAACAAAUGGAUCAAAAAAUAGGAUAAAAAAAUCAAGGAAAAGGAAGCACAAAGUAAAUACUGAUCUGUCUGAAAGCUCUUCAUUGGAAAACCAGAUUAAUGAAACAUAUAAAAAGGAAACUGAAGAGAAGACAAAUACAGUAGCAGAGUGUGAUGCUGCUAUUGGUGAUUCCAGUUUUGAGGUUCGUAUGGAUGAUGGGACAUCCCAGGUAAAUAAUUGUAUAAUAACAGUGUCAUUUGAGGACUUCUUGAGAAGUCAGGGAGAAAAUAAUGUUGAAGACACAAAGCCAGCAACUGACACUUCUGGUGCUGCAAAUAAAAUGGAUAAAAGUGAUUGUGUUAGUGACCCAGAGAAGUGUGAGGAAUCCCAGCAGCUGCCGCUCAGAACAGUGACUGUCCUUGCACAAGUUCAUUCCAUUCCCCCCAGAUUAUCUCCCUCAAAUAAGGAGCAGAAAGGCUCUAGGAAAAUAGCUUCCAUUUUUUUGAAGCAGAAGGGUCGUGUAGGGGAAAGAGAAAGCAGCCCAGCCCUCUUGGACAGUGAGCAAACUGAACAGGUGACUCAGAAAAGAAAAUCCAAUGUUGUUAUUGAGGAGGAGGAAUUGGAGCUGGCUGUACUGGAGACUGGAGGGGCAGAUUCUCUGAGGCCAAAAUGUACUCAGGAAGAAAAGCAUCAGUUCAUGAAAGCUUUUAGACAACCAACAGCAGAUGUAACAAAAAGUGGAGUUAAAAAGGCAUCUGGAAAACAAAAGCAAGCUGCUGCAAAGUCCUCAAAAGAAAAAGAGGGAUCUGAAGAUGUCAUUCCUUCAAAUAAAGGAUUAGAAAGCGGGGUACCAGAAGAUUAUGUGGACAAAUGUACACAUUCUAAACCUAAAAGCAAUAGAACUAAACCCAGAAAAUCUAGCAAGGUUCAGAAAGAAGGAAGCAGAAGAAAGAAGGCUUCAGAAACUAAGGAAACUGAUGUCUCUAACACCAGCAAUUAUACUGGAGAAGAGGAUUCAGGUGCUAAUGUUGUUACUGUGGAAAACAACUUAGAUGUAAUAAUUUCAUCAAGUCCAGAAGUGAAUGAGUUAAGGAGGAGUUUAAGGCAGCAGAAAACCAAAACAUCAACAAACGUUACACCUAAAAAGCCCAAGGCCAGAAGUGCCUGUUCUGCAGAUGAAUUAAGUGCCUGCCCAUUAGAGACUUCCACCCCAAAAGCACACAGACAAUCCUGCAAGAAAAGCAACAUGUACAGAGCUGAGGUGAUUACUGUGCCCUUUGAUGGAAACAGCCCAAUAAGAAUGAGAUUUACACGUAUCAAGGCAGCUACAAAAUCAAAUAGAGCUGAAGCAGUGAAAAAUGAAGAGUCUCACUCCAAAAACACAAAGAUAAACUCCACUUCUAAAAACAGAUCUAAAGCAAAGCAGCUGAUUGAAAAAGCAAAGGCCAUACAGCAGAACAGAUCCAAAGUGAGUGAAGACUCAGCAGCUCCUGUGAGGCGCUCGUCUCGACAGCGAGCUCUUGCUGAGAAGAAGAAAUUAGAAGAAAGUGAUGAAUCAGUAAUAAUUCUGGGUUCAAACAUGGACAAUGUCACUGCUACAGAGCAGAGUGUGAAGGAAAAGAAACUUCGGAGCUUAAAUGAUGUUUUGGGGAAGAAGUCUAAAAACUUGAAGGUUGCAAAGAACUCAAAUGGGAAACUGAGAUGUCCACCUUCCUGCCUGCGCAAAAAUGCUCCAAACUCUGCAGGUGAACCAAUUGUGAUCUUUGAUGAAAGCAGCCAAGAUGCAUCUGAAAAUUCUCAAGAUGGUGAUCCAUUCAGAGCAAAACGUGAAUUCCUGAUGAGUGGAUUGCCAGAAUCGCUGAAAAGGCAGAUUGCAAAGAAGGCAGCAGCAAUGGAAGCAUACUCCCUUGCAAGUUCCUGUUUUAAGACUGUUGUCCAUGUACAGCAGAAGGAUGACUGUUCUCCAAUGUGGAAAUUGCAAUCACCAUCAUGUCCUCUAUUAACUAAGCUGAGGGAACUGAGUACUGAAGUCACCAACAUCACAAAAAUCACUCUCUCACUUGGUGAAUUUUCCACUGUGAAUUCAAAACAAGCUGGAAAUGGUUCUGCACCUGUGCUUUCAGGCCACCGACCAGCUUUUCCUGAGGCAUUCAAGAAGGAUUUGCUAGAUGAGAUUGUGGCUUCUAAUCCUCAGUUUCCAGUGAGAAAAUACUACUCCAGGUUCCUGAAAAAGCAAACAGAGCGGUUGGCUUUGGAAAAUAGCACCCAAGAAAUCAGAGAUGGCACUGCAAAUCUUGAUGCAGUUGAGAAACAUCCUGACAAUUGGAAGGAAACAAAGAGGAAAAGGAAAGAAACAGAAGAUCGCAAAUCAAAAAGAAGAAAACAACUUGAAGGUACUGAGGCUAAGAUGAAAUCAAGAGUUUCCAGGAGCCUUAUUCCUCCCAUAUCUGGAGAAAAACAGGCAGAGACAGGACAAGCCACACACUUGGGAAAAAACAAGACCCAGAAACCAGAUAGUGUGACAGAAGGCAGUGGUUGUUUAUCAGAUCCAAGUGCACUUUCAGGUGUGGAAAAGGAAGACAUGCUCUGGACAGAAAAAUAUCAGCCUCAAGAUUCCAGUGAACUUGUAGGGAACAAGAAAGAAAUUGAAAGGCUACACAGUUGGUUAAAAGAAUGGAAAAAGAGAGCUGAUUUGGAAGAAAAACGAAAUCAGAAAAGGGAAAAGGAGGACAAAGAGCUAGAAGAUUCUUUAAGCAGCCUUGACUUUAAAGAUAGUAAAUCUGAUAUUGAGGAAGAGACAACCCUUUGCAAUACAGUUCUGAUAACUGGCCCACCAGGAGUGGGGAAAACUGCUGCAGUGUAUGCUUGUGCUCAGGAGCUUGGGUUUAAGAUAUUUGAAGUCAAUGCCUCUUGCCAGCGUAGUGGGAGACAGAUAUUGUCUCAGCUGAAAGAAGCUACUCAGUCUCAUCAAGUGGACAAAAAAGGUGUGAAUGCACACAAGCCUUGCUUUUUUAACAGUUGUAGCACUACCAAGUCACCAAAAAAAUUGUAUUCUCCAAAGAAAGUUAUUUCUCCAAGAAAACCGCCACUGUCACCCAAAGGAGCAGGAUUAAAACGAAGCUUGCCCUCUAAAACACUUACAAACUACUUCAAAAUUUCUGCCAAAUGUAAAGGUGUUGAUGGAGAAGCAACAUCUGAAGAAAAAACUGGAGGAAAUACUCAGAAUUCACUGGAAGUAAAGAAAGAUACUCAAAUUACGUCGAUAAACAAAGAAGAAGGAGGAGAACACAACAGGAAAAGUGCAACAUCUCUCAUUCUUUUUGAAGAGGUGGAUAUAAUAUUUGAUGAAGAUGCAGGAUUUCUAAGUGCAAUAAAGACAUUCAUGGCAACUGCAAAGAGACCUGUGAUUCUUACCACCAAUGAUCCAACAUUCAGUUUAAUGUUUGAUGGCUAUUUUGAAGAGAUCAACUUUAAAACUCCUUCCUUGAUAAACUCUGUGAGCUACCUCCAAGCUCUGUGCCUGGCUGAGAACCUAUGGACAGAUGUGAAAGACUUGGCGGCUCUCCUGACCACAAAUAACUGUGAUAUCAGACAAAGUGUCCUGUACUUACAGUUCUGGGUUAGAAGUGGAGGUGGAUGCUUGAAAGAGAAGCAUUUGGCACCUCAUGGAGAAGAAGAGACAAGGAAGGCAGAUAAUGUCAUUCAUCCUCCAAAGUCUAAGGAUUCCAAGAUGGAUUUUUCUCAAGCUGAUGAUUCACAUCUUCAGGAGUUUCCAAAAUGUGAUACAGGCUGUGUAGAGACAUUGCUUGGCCUUAAGAACAUCCUCUUGCCUUCAGAAGAUUUGUUUACAUUUUUAAAGCACAAAAUCACAACUAUGGAGGAAUGGAAUAAAUUGAUGCAGCUUCUCACAGAAUUCCAGAUGAAGCAUGUGGAUUUUGUAUAUAGCAAUCUUGAACUUAUUCUUCCCUUACCAAUGCAAGUUCUGUCAAACCAGUCUGAAGCCUCAAAGUCUAUAUUUGAAAGGACUACUGUAGUUUCUUCAAAAGACAGAUCUACUGGCAGUUCUUGCUCUAGGAAGAGUAGCCCUGGAAAAAGGUCUAAAAAGACAAAGGUUCAGAAAAGGCUUGAGAUAUUGGAUGAUAGUGACUUAUUUGAUUCUGAGCUGAACUAUUCAGCUGAAUUCAUAACUUUGCCAUCAGACAGUCCUAAAUCAUGUGUCCAAGUGAGUAAAAAGGAAUCAAAAUUGUUGGUGCAUAAAGAACAAAAAGAAGUUAAAACUAAAACCUCAGUAAAUGAAAGAAGGUCUGCAGUUGUUUUUCAGUGUCUGAAUUCACUGACUGAGUUUGUGGAAAACAUGUCCUUCCUGGAUUGCUGUGUAAACACUACCAUCAGGGAACCACUGGAGUUUUCUAAAAGUGAAGGUUUUCAUUGGACAAAUGCCAAAAUCAGAAAUGGUCUUUGUGAUGAGUUCAGUAUAGAAAAUACUGAUUGGUGGAAUUCCCAGAGCUGUAGUGAAAUAAAGGCAGCUAUUGAAGCACUCAGCUUCACUAAAAGUUCUGUUAAUAUUUCACAAAAUUUGGAAUCCUUUUCAACUAUCAGUAAAACACCUGAAAGUGAUCAGCUGAAGGGACUUACUCUGCCUCUCUCAAACACAAGGAAUUGCAUAUCCUUCAGUCAGGCAGCUGAUUCAAGCAUUCACAAAAAAGCACAGAAGAGGCUGGCUGUCAUCAAAACUGUAUUUUCCAGAAGUCCUUUAAACCUGGGCAAUAAGCAAGCCAGUACCCUUGAAUACCUCCCCACUCUCCGCAGUAUCUGUAGGUCUGAGAAGCUUAAAGAGCAAGGGAAGACUAAAAGAAGGUUCUUGCAUUAUCUUGAAGGGAUUCAUCUUGAAAUACCCAGACAAACGAUAAAUGGUCUGUCUUUGGACUUCCCUUAAAAUUGCCAACACCAGAAAUACUUUGUGCCUAAUGGUGGUAUUCUCACCAUAGAUUGUUUGGGGUAUUUUUAAUUACCACAUUAUUGUAUAUUCAGAGUCAUUUGUAUAUUAAAUUUUUAUAAUUAUUUAAAAUAAUGUAUAUAUCUGUUGUCAUUAUACUGCUCUCCACAGCUGACAUGUGGGUUUGUUUGGUGCUUGUCCAGUAAGGGCAUUCAUAAUAUUAAAUGCACAAACUAUUCAGUGGGAACUUCUUGCUCUCUUUCUCUCUAAUUUGUGGAUCACGUAGCAAGAAGUCCUUUUGUAACAACCAACUGUCACAACUUCCACAGCAAAGUUGCUGUUUUCUGAGGCAACUGUUUUGUUCAAACAAGUUUGUUUCUGAAUUUGCAGCUAAAAUGAUAAAUAACUCCAGAUGGGAGGGGGCACAGAGAGGGUGCAACAAGUCCUCCAAAGUCUAAAUGACUGAAAGCAACUCUUCACUUUGACCAUAGGGAACAAAGUCCUUACAAAGCACUAUGCCUCAAUGUACAUAUAUUUGUAUACAUUCCUUUCAUUGUUUACAGCUGUCAGAUCUGCAUGUUAAUCUCCUAAAAAGGUAGAGAAAUUUUUACUGUAGCUCAACAUGGUCUCAAGAGAUUUAGGCAAGAUUUUGUAAAUAACAAUUAUCCCAGCGUUACUUUGGGUACAGGAAUAUUUAACUACUUCUAGUCUUGUAUAUUGUGUUCUAUUCUUAAGCUUCUUUUUUUGUAUUUGACAAGACUUCAGCCUGAUUAUUUGUGAUUGAACCCAUUUUUAUAUGACAAUAAAUUUGUGAGACUUUGCUACAAUCUCAAUGUUUCUGUUGCAUGAAAGGUAAAAGUCCUGAAACAUAUUUUUAAAGGAUUUUAAAACUGGAAUUAGUUCAGCCAUGAACUUUCCUGUCUUUUCUUUGCAGUUGGACUGUUCUUGUUCCUCAAACUGAGUCAGACUGCUGCCAUGCAGUGGUGCUCCACUUACCUCAGUGUCUCUGUAAAAAUAAGGAAGGCAUUUCCUGGUUCUGGUCUCAUCUUACAUUUUCCAUGUUAGUUAAAGAUGUUCAGGAAUUAGAAAUAUUUAUGGAAACAGUAAAUUAUUUUAAACUUCUGCAUUGUAGAUCAUUUUAUAGUUUACUCUUUCCAUUGUCCAGAAUUAUCAAAAUAACAGUGGUGACUGUUAAAAUCUUCAUGGCUUGAUUUUUUUGUAUCAACAGUCUAUGCUUCUCCUGUAUGAUUUGUAAAAAUAAAUAACAUUUUUAAUUUUUUUUAAAUAAUAAAGUAAAAGUGUAUCUGUUCACUGCUUUCUAAGGGCACUAUCAAUCUAACUAGAUUACAGUGAAGACCUCCAUAAACCAGAAACAAGUCCUAUAAAGCAGUAGUGUUUUGGGAAAUUCAGGGAUAAUUUGAAAGACCCAAGUUAGAAAGCAGUGAGAGACAAUUUACC
Molecule: messenger RNA, 7028 nt
Organism: Camarhynchus parvulus
Lineage: Eukaryota; Metazoa; Chordata; Aves; Passeriformes; Thraupidae
Gene: ATAD5
Product: ATPase family AAA domain containing 5
Exons: 23
Coding region: 84-5570 (1828 amino acids)
Cellular component (GO): nucleus
Molecular function (GO): DNA clamp unloader activity; ATP binding; DNA binding
Source: RefSeq, a predicted model, not a curated record